AAAGCUGAUUGAAUGUUUCGGUGACGUCAUGUAAAAUGGCAACCGGCGGGCCCGGGGUGUCGGUUUUGGCCCCGAACGGGAGGCGACAGACGGUGAAAGUGACCCCGAGGACCACGUUACUGCAGGUGCUGGAAGAAGUCUGCAAGAAACAGAAUUUUAACCCCGUAGAGUAUGACCUGAAGUUUCAGAGGACGGUGCUGGAUCUGUCUCUUCAAUGGAGGUUCGCCAAUCUUCCCAACAAUGCCAAAUUGGAGAUGGUGGGCGCCACACAGCAGAGAGCCGGGGCCGAGAGCAGGAAGGCACGUGUGGCGCUGCAGCUGGCGGAUGGCGCACGAUACCAGCAGGAGUUUCUUUGCAGCCAGACCCUUUGGGAUGUCGUCUCCCGGUUCCCAGAGACCAGAGUUUUCUUGGAGGCUUCAGGACUCGUCCCUGUCUGUAUCUACAUGAGGGAUGAGGUGACCGGGGAGCCGUCCUUAAGGCAAACAACCCUUCAGUCCCUGGGAAUUACCGGUGGAAGCGUCAUUGUCAGGUUUGUGAUGAGGAACGUUGAUCAGCCUGUGAAAGCCGAGGACUUGGCUGUGCCAAAGGAUGCAAUCUGUGAGAAGUCCACUCUCUCUCAGGAAGCGGAAAGCACAAUUGUAAUGGAAGCUGACGGGGAGAAGCCACCAGUGUGUGAAGAUGAAAAGGGCCUGUCUAAGAAAUCACGAGAAAAUGGCUCCAAAUCUGAGGCAGAUAUUCAGGAAAGGAAGGACGAGGUUCCCGUCGUAGAGUCAACCGGUGUUUCUUCUGGGGCUGAAGAACAGAAGAGGCUGGAGUCCAGUGGAACGAGUAGUGUGAUGUCUCCAGCCUCCGCUGGCUCUUCCCAGUCUCUUCCUCAGGCUCAGGCCUCUCCAUUCAUCCCCUUCCAAGGAGGUGGCCACCGCUUGGGAGGUGCCAACUUACCCGCAGAGUCAUCCGAAGCAGAGGUGCCACUUGCCACGGCCCAGGGGCCCUUCCACAGUCCGGGGCCUUCCAAGCCAAAGAAAUCCAAAACAGACAGGGAGGAGGUUGGAGGAUCUGAGCCAAUGGACAGGGAGCCACUUGUGUGCCAUUUGGAUUUGGAGGAGAACCUCAAUGUCCGGGUCCAGGAGCCAACAGAUGACUUUUUUGAGCUCACCGUAGAUGAUGUGAGAAGAAGAUUUUCUGAACUCAAAAGUGAAAGGCAGCGACUAGAAGAAUCGCCUUUAAUGACCAAGGCCAUGAGGGAGACGCAAAUGAGAGAAAAGCUGGAGCGAUACCCAAAAGUUGUACUCAGAGUUAUGUUUCCAGACCGGUAUAUCGUACAGGGAUUCUUCCGCCCAGCAGAGACGGUCGGUUCUGUGAAAGAGUUUGUGCGCAGUCACCUGGAUGACCCUCAGCUGCCGUUUUACUUGUUUAUUACACCCCCAAGGACCGAAUUGAAGGAUGAUUCCCAAACCCUGUUCCAGGCUGAUCUGUUCCCCGCGGCCGUUGUCCACUUUGGAUCACAAGUGCAAAGAGAACAUUUUCUGCGCCAGGAACUCCUGAAAGCCCCGGUUCCUCCGUCACAAGCCGAUGUCCUGAUCGACCGGACAAUGCCUCGCCCCCCGGCGUCUCCUCCUGCCCCAGGUUUGGAGAAUGCCGCAGGCGUCGGGCCGACAGAAAUCCCGACGGCACCCGAUAGCUCUGCUGCCUGUGAUGAACGCCCCGCGCCUAACGCCCCGCAGCAAGUUCAAAGAGAACCAGCAAAAGUUCCCAAGUGGCUGAAGCUGCCAGGGAAGAAGUGAGGGAGCUUCCUCGCUUGUGCAGCAUUACAUCGCUUCCAUUAAAAGAAGUCUGGAUGCCGGCGUGUUCUGCAGAAGAUCUCCUGGAUUAUUGAUUGACGACAGGACCUUUUAAAGGAUUAUCUAUUGCAGAUGUGAGUGCCCCCCCCUCUUGCUACUCCUGUUUGCCGCAGCUGUGCUGUGAGACCUAAAGAAAUCUGGUUUUUGAAUCAAUAAAAUCAUUACAUUUAAAAGAAAUCAAA
Spea bombifrons (plains spadefoot toad) is the source of this 2023-nucleotide messenger RNA. It is a transcript of the gene ASPSCR1, whose product is annotated as ASPSCR1 tether for SLC2A4, UBX domain containing. NCBI's taxonomy places the organism in Eukaryota, Metazoa, Chordata, Amphibia, Anura, Pelobatidae. Gene Ontology annotation, molecular function: protein binding. Bases 36 to 1784 code for a protein of 582 amino acids. The transcript has 16 exons. The record is from RefSeq and is a predicted model, not a curated record.